UACAUAAUUAUGCUAGUAAUUAUCGGACAUCCCUAAUUUUUUCCUUUUUAAUCAGAUAAACUGUGGUUGAAUUGUGCUGAGGUUUGUUGCUCUAUGAUAAGUACGUAAUAAAGAACGUAACGACUCAGAUUUAUGCGUAACAUAUUGACGAUUUCUUCAGCCAUAAUAAUGUUAUUAAAAUGUGGACUUACCCAGGCAGGACGUCACUAAAGACCUUGGUGUGAGGUACUACAUAUGCUGUAUAAAAUGUGUAGCCUAAAUGAAAAAUAAUGCUCAAGCUAACCGAUGCUCAGGACAAGAAGUCCAGCUCUCCAACAACUCUAGAAACAUCAAAGUCAUCCCUCUAAAGCCAUUCAGCUAAGCCGGAGUCUUCACCUCUGCUGAACGAUCCGAUAUCAAAUAGUUUGACUCAGCAACACUGUGGCUGACAUUGAUUUUCAAAGUAUCAGUGGGAAACACACAUUUGUUUGGUGAAUUAUCUCUGCUGUAUUUACUGUUGUGCAUCAACGCUACAAAGGAUCGUGGAGGAUCUGAACGAUGCGUAUUAAGUUUGUCAGAUUUAAUUAACUGCAGACAGUUGCUGGACUACGUCCAAAGGAAUGUCAUUGAAAUAUGAAUGUUACAGAUAGUGAAGCACAUAUGACACAUUUUUAUGAGAUUAACACCAGCAGCAGCACCUGAGUGAUUUAUUCUGCCCACUGCAGCUACUGUACCCCACUUUGAUUCUCAACAGAUGCCUAAUAGACCAAGGGGAGAGCUGACAAUGCAGCUCACAGAAAGUUUCAGUGUCAUUACCUCCAUAGCUGCUCUAGAGCGCUGACAAAAUGUCUUCGCACUUGGCUCAACACAGAUUGACCAGGCAAAUUACAUUUGGUCACCAGGUGUGGAACACGUAGUGAUGGAAUGAUUUUUGUCCCGUCUAUUGGAAGAUGCUGCUGACUGGAUGACUGAAUGAAUGAAUGAAUGAAUGAAAUCAUCCACUCAUCAUCUACCGCUUAUUUCUCUGCCUGGUUGGGAGUGUGCUUUAGCCAAUCCCAGCUCUCAUCAGGCGAGGGCGCUCUCAUCGAGGGCGGCGUACACUCUGGACAGUUCAACAGUCCAUUGAAAGGGCCACAUAUAAACAAACAGACAUUCACACCUACAGUUAAUUGAAAGCAGUGAUGUCCAAUGAGUAGAUCAGGAUCGACUAGUCAUUUUUUCCUGUUAUUCCCAUACACCAUUUCCAUAGUGUUUAACUGCAGUUCAUUUUGUGUGCCUUUGUUCUUCUGAGUUUUCAUUCUUCUCAUCUUUGCCCUCUCCUCGUCUCUGUGCACUGUUGGCUGGCACGGUUGGUUUCAUUUGCAUAUUUCUUUUCUAUUACUGCUGAAAGGGAUAACAACAGUUUUAUGUACAAUACCAUCAUCAUUUUCCUAUUAACUUCAAAGGACUCCGUUGGUAAUUACCCCUAAUGCGUGCACUCUAUUCUGUAUGUGACAUCAAAGGAAAGAUUAAGCUGUGCGGGUGAGACAUCAUCACCUGCCGAACAUGCCAACACAAAUCAGACAAUUUACAGUAAAAGUAUCAGCACCACCAAACCCAGAUGGCACGAAACACAAAAGCAAACAAAGCCUUGUUUGAGGUAACCAUGAUGAAAGCUUCAAAGAGAAAGACAUCCUCUAAAGUAGAGGGGCCGAGGAAAAAGCGAAGGAAUGCUGACAGUGUUUCCCUCCAAAGCCCAAGAGGUUCUACAUCCAUGAAACAAGAAGAAAAAAGCACCAUCCUCUUAGGCAAAACUAGCAGGGACGACUUUAGCAACAGAUACAAGCAACUUCACAAGAUCGGAGAAGGAGGUUUUGGAUCUGUUUACGCUGGCACAAGAACCUCAGACCAGUUACCAGUGGCAAUUAAACAGAUCCUUAAAUCUGAUGUGAAGAGACGAUCAAUAGUAUUAAAUGGGAUAAAACACGUGAUUCCCCUUGAGGUGCUCCUUAUGUGCAAAGCCGCAGGUGAACCAGAGCCAGUCGGUAAAUCAGCAGCCGUAUCAUUGUUAGAAUGGUACGAUCUGGACCGCGAGAUUCUUCUUGUCAUGGAGAGACCAGAGCAGUGUGUGGGCUUAUUGCAAUACUUAGAAGAAUAUGGUCCAUUAAAUGAGGCCAUGGCAAAAAUCCUAAUGAAACAGCUAGUGGAAGCAUAUUUACAAAUGGACUCUGUCAAAAUCUUCCACCGGGAUAUCAAGUCUGAAAACAUCCUCAUUCAGCUUCUCUCCCAUGUCCCAAGAGUUCGAGUCAUUGACUUUGGAUGUGGCUGUAUUUUGAGAGACAGACGAUAUCGUUAUCGCACCUACUCUGGAACGCAUGCAUAUAUUCCUCCAGAGUUCAGGAUUUAUGGGUCUUACGAAGCUGGGCCCACCACAGUCUGGCAACUUGGUGCGGUACUCUUUGAAAUGGUACAUAAAUCAACUCAGUUUAACACUGAAGGAUUCCUCGAGAAGAAAUGCAGAAUCAGCACUAGGCUGUCCCAGCGCUGUCGGGACUUGUUAAACAUGUGUCUGGCUCAGAAGCCUGAGGACCGGGCCACCCUGAAGCAGAUAGCACAGCACCCGUGGUUAAAGGUUCAACCCACUCAACAAAAUCUCUUCAAACCUUUGGUAAACCCACUACCCCUAAUGCAAAAUGACGACCAACCGACUCCGUCAGUACUUCCGUCCAACACAACCGCAGACCAACACUACAACGCUCAGUCCCCAUUACGACAUGUUUUUCUGACAUUAGCAGCAAAACUCUCCUUCCCGAACCCAAGCCCUGUUCCCACGAUGCCACGCCGCACUUCCAUCCCAUCUAGAAAUCCAAAGUAAAUGUUGAGUACAGUUGCACAGAUGGAGAUUCAGUAGAGAUUCACCAAGCACACUGGACAUUUUGAACAGAUGUAGUGCCAUUAUGAUCUGACUUCCAUGCAGGGCAUUCAACCUAUGGCUCUAAACCUGUUGAUGCUCCUAAUCCUAUGUGAUAUUCCAUGGAUAUAACAUUUCUUUAUUUUUAUUCUUUAAUGUUUGUCAACUCUCAGUUAUAUAUGAUGUGUUCAUUCAUUUGGAAGGCAAAUGUACUGUUUCACUAUUAUAAAUUGACUUUGCAUUGCUGUGAAAUCUCGCCAACUUUUGCCGGUGCUAGCACUGCAUCUGUGAUAAAACGACAUGAUGCAAAACCCAACACAGUGUAUGUCGCAAAGCUUUAAAAAAUAUAAAAAAUCAAAUAUGAAUCCAAAAUCUACUAAUAAAAAAAAGAUAAGAGACUAAAAAUCGAGACUUGUUGUAUCGAGGACUAAGAAUAUAGAUUGAACGCGAAAAAAAAUGAUACAACUUUGGUCAUCUUCUGUUGCCAGUCCUGUAUGUCUUUGUCCACCAAGCCACAGCAGUAGUAAAUCUGACUGGCAACCAGACAGGUGUCAAUUUAGAAAAAAAACAAGACAAAAUAAAAACUCUUGAAGUUGCAUUCCAUCCAUGUCGUGGUUACACAUUAU
This is a messenger RNA of Cynoglossus semilaevis (tongue sole), 3495 nucleotides long. RefSeq names its product serine/threonine-protein kinase pim-2-like. Gene Ontology annotation, molecular function: protein serine/threonine kinase activity; ATP binding. The transcript is spliced from 2 exons. The coding region runs from base 1580 to 2833 and encodes 417 amino acids. Gene Ontology annotation, biological process: negative regulation of apoptotic process; regulation of mitotic cell cycle; protein autophosphorylation. The record is from RefSeq and is a predicted model, not a curated record. Lineage: Eukaryota; Metazoa; Chordata; Actinopteri; Pleuronectiformes; Cynoglossidae. Gene Ontology annotation, cellular component: cytoplasm.